This is a messenger RNA of Coregonus sp. 'balchen', 37033 nucleotides long. NCBI's taxonomy places the organism in Eukaryota, Metazoa, Chordata, Actinopteri, Salmoniformes, Salmonidae. The record is from the annotation of a GenBank genome assembly.
AUGUUCGUGUCCGGACUGACCUCCGCAGGGAAGGACACGGGCAAACCCUGCGCAGACCGUGUCUGGUUCACUGUUUACAACGCAGUGAGCGAGACGCGACCCCCUCCGUCCGCCCAACUGUGCGCUAGCUCCCGGUGGCGUCCUCUAAGUACCUUUGCUAUCGUACCUAUUUAUACCACGAGCACAGCCAGACCUGAUUGUAUCGUGGCACCAAAGGAUUGUCCCAUUAACUACAAAGAGGGAGAGAUGGUGAUGGCGGGUAGAGCUAUUAAAUUAUUGAUUGACUCACAGAACACCCCAGUCGAUAUUGGAAGACGUGUCGGACAAGGACAGGCAAAUGUGGACUAUAGGGUACAGAGAGCGGGUUAAAGCGCACUAUCGGGGGGAAAAGGAUGUUGUUUACUUGAUUGGCAGCUCUAUUUGAUUCCUCUAAGCUUUGUAGUCGUCAUUGCCAAAUGAGUCAAGUUAAUGAUACCUAUGGUAUUUCCCGAAUUGGGCUAUUAGUGUUAUUGUUAUGUUACUCAAGUACAAACCCUCCUCGUGCGCAGCUGUCAUAUUCUAAUUUAUUGCACCUGUGAUCUCCUGAGCAGUAGCCUACACGAAGCUUUCGCCACAUUGCCUGCCUUCAUAAAUAAAAUGGGCAAAAUCUAAUCAAUGGUGUAAUCUUUUUCCGCACUGAAUUCCACAUAUUGCCUUUGUUGCCUAUAUCUGUUGUGACAUGCAGCAUCCGACCUUGGGAGGACUCUCACAGAGAUGUACAGUGGGGGAAAAAAGUAUUUAGUCAGCCACCAAUUGUGCAUGUUCUCCCACUUAAAAAGAUGAGAGAGGCCUGUAAUUUUCAUCAUAGGUACACGUCAACUAUGACAGACAAAUUGAGAAUUUUUUUUCCAGAAAAUCACAUUGUAGGAUUUAUAAUGAAUUUAUUUGCAAAUUAUGGUGGAAAAAAAUAAUUAUUUGGUCACCUACAAACAAGCAAGAUUUCUGGCUCUCACAGACCUGUAACUUCUUCUUUAAGAGGCUCCUCUGUCCUCCACUCGUUACCUGUAUUAAUGGCACCUGUUUGAACUUGUUAUCAGUAUAAAAGACACCUGUCCACAACCUCAAACAGUCACACACCAAACUCCACUAUGGCCAAGACCAAAGAGCUGUCAAAGGACACCAGAAACAAAAUUGUAGACCUGCAGCAGGCUGGGAAGACUGAAUCUGCAAUAGGUAAUUUGGCAUGGGUCCUCAGAUCCUCAAAAAAUUCUACAGCUGCACCAUCGAGAGCAUCCUGACUGGUUGCAUCACCGCCUGGUAUGGCAACUACUUGGCCUCUGACCGCAAGGCACUACAGAGGGUAGUGCGUACGGCCCAGUACAUCACUGGGGCAAAGCUCCCUGCCAUCCAGGACCUCUAUACCAGGCGGUGUCAGAGGAAGGCCCUCAAAAUUGUCAAAGACUCCAGCCACCCUAGUCAUAGACUGUUCUCUCUGCUACCGCACGGCAAGCGUUACCGGAGUGCCAAGUCUAGGUCCAAAAGACUUCUCAACAGCUUCUACCCCCCAAGCCAUAAGACUCCUGAACAGCUAAUCAUGGCUACCCGGAAUAUUUGCACUGCCCCCCCACCCCAUCCUUUUUACGCUGCUGCUACUCUGUUAAGUAUUUAUGCAUAGUCACUUUAACUCUACCCACAUGUACAUAUUACCUCAACUAGCCGGUGCCCCCGCACAUUGACUAUGCAACGGUACCCCCCUGUAUAUAUAGCCUCCCUACUGUCACUUUAUUUUACUGUAUAUAUAGCCUCCCUACUGUCACUUUAUUUUACUUCUGCUCUUUUUUUCUCAACACUUUUUUGUUGUUGUUUUAUUCUUACUUUUUUUGUUUAAAAUAAAUGCACUGUUGGUUAAGGGCUGUAAGUAAGCAUUUCACUGUAAUGUCUGCACCUGUUGUAUUCGGCGCAUGUGACCAAUAAAAUUUGAUUUGAUUUGAUAAGCAGCUUGGUUUGAAGAAAUCAACUGUGGGAGUGAUUUAUUAGGAAAUGGAAGACAUACAAGACCACUGAUAAUCUCCCUCGAUCUGGGGCUCCACGCAAGAUCUCACCCCGUGGGGUCAAAAUGAUCACAAGAACGGUGAGCAAAAAUCCCAGAACCACACGGGGGGACCUAGUGAAUGACCUGCAGAGAGCUGGGACCAAAGUAACAAAGCCUACCAUCAGUAACACACUACGCCGCCAGGGACUCAAAUCCUGCAGUGCCAGACGUGUCCCCCUGCUUAAGCCAGUACAUGUCCAGGCCCGUCUGAAGUUUGCUAGAGUGCAUUUGGAUGAUCCAGAAGAGGAUUGGGAGAAUGUCAUAUGGUCAGAUGAAACCAAAAUAGAACUUUUGGUAAAAACUCAACUCGUCGUGUUUGGAGGACAAAGAAUGCUGAGUUGCAUCCAAAGAUCACCAUACCUACUGUGAAGCUUGGGGGUGGAAACAUCAUGCUUUGGGGCUGUUUUUCGUUUUUGUUCCAGGACGACUGAUCCGUGUAAAGGAAAGAAUGAAUGGGGCCAUGUAUCGUGAGAUUUUGAGUGAAAACCUCCUUCCAUCAGCAAGGGCAUUGAAGAUGAAACGUGGCUGGGUCUUUCAGCAUGACAAUGAUCCCAAACACACCGCCCGGGCAACGAAGGAGUGGCUUCGUAAGAAGCAUUUCAAGGUCCUGGAGUGGCCUAGCCAGUCUCCAGAUCUCAACCCCAUAGGAAAUCUUUGGAGGGAGUUGAAAGUCUGUGUUGCCCAGCGACAGCCCCAAAACAUCACUGCUCUAGAGGAGAUCUGCAGGGAGGAAUGGGCCAAAAUACCAGCAACAGUGUGUGAAAACCUUGUGAAGACUUACAGAAAACGUUUGACCUGAGUCAUUGCCAAUAAAGGGUAUAUAACAAAGUAUUGAGAAACUUUUGUUAUUGACCAAAUACUUAUUUUCCACCAUAAUUUGCAAAUACAUGUAUUAAAAAUCCUACAAUGUGAUUUUCUGGAGAAAAAAAAUAUCAAUUUGUCUGUCAUAGUUGACGUGUACCUAUGAUGAAAAUUACAGGCCUCUCUCAUCUUUUUAAGUGGGAGAACUUGCACAAUUGGUGGCUGACUAAAUACUUUUUUCCCCCACUGUAUGUGUGUGGACUUUGUCACGUGGCAAAGGUCCGAUAUUGCACUAAUAUAAACAAUUCAUGCUGCUAGCACCAUGGACAGCGACCACCAGAAUCCCCCGAGCUGACAUUUUAAACUCCCUUUUUUCUUUCCUCUUCCAUCUCUUUACCUGCAUGCCUACUGGGGGAAGGGAUGUCAUAGGCUACUGUAAUAUUAUAUGAUAUCCCUUGGAAGAGUUGGGCCAAAGCAGUGUGCCAAGGAGGUUUUAGAACUUGGGUUAGUGAAUCAGUCAUGAGCACCAUCUGAUGUAGAUAGAAGGUGGAUUGCAUUAAGUGUGUAGCUCAGCUGGUAGAGCACGGCGCUUGUAACGCUAAGGUAGUGGGUUCGAUCCCCGGGACCACCCAUACACAAAAAACGAAUAAUGUAUGCACGCAUGACUGUAAGUCGCUUUGGAUAAAAGCGUCUGCUAAAUGGCAUAUUAUUAUUAUAAGUGUGGGACAGGUGCACUGGUAUAGGGUCUCAAGUGAUCACUUUCAUUUCAUGAGUCCAUAUGCCACAGAAGAUCAAAUGUAGGUUAUUGGUGCAUACUGUCUAUGAAACUGUGCUUAGUACUUCUACUGGCUAUGUGAACGGUAAUGCAUGAUUGUUUCGGUUUGUGUUAAAAGCUUUCUACAGACUAUUGUAUCAAGCCACAUGCAAAUGCACGAGAACUGAUCUACAUGUAGAUUAUGGUGGAUUUGGACAAUCUAGGAUUCUAUAACUUCAUGGUCUGGUAUCCUGAUUGCCUGGGACAUUAUUCUACAGUGGGGAAAAAAAGUAUUUAGUCAGCCACCAAUUGUGCAAGUUCUCCCACUUAAAAAGAUGAGAGAGGCCUGUAAUUUUCAUCAUAGGUACACGUCAACUAUGACAGACAAAUUGAUAUUUUUUUUCUCCAGAAAAUCACAUUGUAGGAUUUUUAAUACAUGUAUUUGCAAAUUAUGGUGGAAAAUAAGUAUUUGGUCAAUAACAAAAGUUUCUCAAUACUUUGUUAUAUACCCUUUAUUGGCAAUGACUCAGGUCAAACGUUUUCUGUAAGUCUUCACAAGGUUUUCACACACUGUUGCUGGUAUUUUGGCCCAUUCCUCCCUGCAGAUCUCCUCUAGAGCAGUGAUGUUUUGGGGCUGUCGCUGGGCAACACAGACUUUCAACUCCCUCCAAAGAUUUCCUAUGGGGUUGAGAUCUGGAGACUGGCUAGGCCACUCCAGGACCUUGAAAUGCUUCUUACGAAGCCACUCCUUCGUUGCCCGGGCGGUGUGUUUGGGAUCAUUGUCAUGCUGAAAGACCCAGCCACGUUUCAUCUUCAAUGCCCUUGCUGAUGGAAGGAGGUUUUCACUCAAAAUCUCACGAUACAUGGCCCCAUUCAUUCUUUCCUUUACACGGAUCAGUCGUCCUGGUCCCUUUGCAGAAAAACAGCCCCAAAGCAUGAUGUCUCCACCCCCAUGCUUCACAGUAGGUAUGGUGUUCUUUGGAUGCAACUCAGCAUUCUUUGUCCUCCAAACACGACGAGUUGAGUUUCUACCAAAAAGUUCUAUUUUGGUUUCAUCUGACCAUAUGACAUUCUCCCAAUCCUCUUCUGGAUCAUCCAAAUGCACUCUAGCAAACUUCAGACGGGCCUGGACAUGUACUGGCUUAAGCAGGGGGACACGUCUGGCACUGCAGGAUUUGAGUCCCUGGCGGCAUAGUGUGUUACUGAUGGUAGGCUUUGUUACUUUGGUCCCAGCUCUCUGCAGGUCAUUCACUAGGUCCCCCCGUGUGGUUCUGGGAUUUUUGCUCACCGUUCUUGUGAUCAUUUUGACCCCACGGGGUGAGAUCUUGCGUGGAGCCCCAGACCGAGGGAGAUUAUCAGUGGUCUUGUAUGUCUUCCAUUUCCUAAUAAUUGCUCCCACAGUUGAUUUCUUCAAACCAAGCUGCUUACCUAUUGCAGAUUCAGUCUUCCCAGCCUGGUGCAGGUCUACCAUUUGGAUUCUGGUGUCCUUUGACAGCUCUUUGGUCUUGGCCAUAGUGGAGUUUGGAGUGUGACUGUUUGAGGUUGUGGACAGGUGUCUUUUAUACUGAUAACAAGUUCAAACAGGUGCCAUUAAUACAGGUAACGAGUGGAGGACAGAGGAGCCUCUUAAAGAAGUUGUUACAGGUCUGUGAGAGCCAGAAAUCUUGCUUGUUUGUAGGUGACCAAAUACUUAUACUUAUAAAUUCAUUAAAAAUCCUACAAUGUGAUUUUCUGGAUUUUUUUCUUCUCAAUUUGUCUGUCAUAGUUGACGUGUACCUAUAAUGAAAAUUACAGGCCUCUCUCAUAUUUUUAAGGGGGAGAACUUGCACAAUUGGUGGCUGACUAAAUACUAUAUUCCCCCACUGUACAUGAUGGAAGUAAUAGGAAGAGAAGGCACAUGCAGGUGGGUGUACAUCUGGCCUCUGGUGGACCCAAAAUCAUUCCUACUCCAGACACUAGCUGGCUCCCAUGGAGGGCCAGUGUGUUUCUCACUGCUGCGGCCAGAUGCUCAGCGGAGUGACCACGUUCUUGGGCAGUACAGGGGUCAGUAGAGUCAGGGGUCAACCUGUGUUUUGGCCAGGUUUAAAGGGCUUCUGGCCAGGUUUAAAGGGCUUCUGGCCAGGUUUAAAGGGGUGCUGAAUUAGCCUUAUGUUUCUGUGUUGCCACCUAGCUUCCUUGCACUCUAUCAGGGCCAUGUUCAGUAGGGCACACUGUAAAGAAGCUCUUUGAAAUGUUUGCAAUGGAAAACAAGUGUUUCUUAUUGGACAAGUUCAGGUAGUACAUCCCUGUUUAACUCUGUUUCGAAACAGUUUCUCCCUACUGAACACAUAAACCAUGCUCUUGCUCUUUGAGUAUUACUGCAUUGUCAUUUCUUUUAGGGGAUGAGGAGGAUGGGUCCAUUGGUGACAUAAUGCAAAUAGAAAUGAAGUCAUUGGUUUCGCAGUUGACAUGUAUUAUACACGCAUUGUGUCUUACAAACCUCUUUGUCUCUCCCGUCACUGCAAAAAAUAAGUAAUGUGUUUCGGAGUUGACGCGAACAUUUCAAAGUCUUACCAACUUCUUGGUCAGUGCCGCCACCACCUCACAAGGUGACCUCAUCCUUGGAGUGGGGACAUCAGUCACAUUACUGACAUGCGGUGAUGUUUUCUCUCCUCAGCGAUCAAGGAGUUCCCUGAAGACCUUUUCACCAACAACGAGCGCAAGAGUGGGGCCGUCCUGCUGCACAUAGCGGCGGUAAGGCAGCUCUUUCAAUGCUUCUAUCACUAAUUAUGACGCUUUUAUCACUAGUCCAGUCCAAAAUCAACCUCUAGUCCCUAACCCUAGUUAGUAGACUUCUUGAUUGCCCCCGAUAGGUAUGAAAGGUGUAAGUAAUACGGGAAUGACUUGACCGUGGUCUUAGAAUGAUGGCUGGAGUUUUCACCACAAAUAUUUGAGGGGGCAAUGAUGGCUUAAUUCAAUAUCUUCACAUUUAAUUCUGUUUAUAUCUUGUAUUUUGUUAUCCUGAAAAUAGAAAUGUGACCCCCUCGGUUUCAGUGGGCAUGAAACGUCUGGUAGUAUUAUCACGAGAUGUCUCUGGGUAGGGUACGAAGGUUAGGGUGUCCACUCACUGCUCAUAGUGGGUGAAAACGCACUUUGGUGAUGACAUUUCACUUAUGUUAUAAAAUACAUUUUACCAAGACAAAUAUCAUCAAGUUCUGAAUCGUUCAGUGGGGUCUUUCUCUAACACAUCAUUAACAUUUAUAUCAAAAAAGUCGGAUUUCGUAACCUAAUACAUCCGAUAAUACGCAACAAGCUCUGUUGACAGAGCGGUGCGCUUUCUCACAGAGACUUUUGAGGAUUUUACGUGUGGUGGUCGCAAAAAGCCAAAUGAACAUGACACGAACUGAAUUAAAUGUAAAAGGUUUUGAAAUUAAAAAGCUUGCGGUACACUCAGUGCUCUGUUGACAUUUCACAGAGCUAUGCUUGUUUUUGUGAGACAUCUUUGAAAAUGAACAGGAAUUUCGUAUUAAUAUGUGAAAGCGUAUACUAAAAUAUGAAAUACUACAAGUCAUGUCUCAAAAUCUAUAUCUAUCUUACCUCUAUUGUUUUAUAGCCUCCGGAAGCGAUGCUAUUUUUCUGAUUUUUGACCGCUUUUAUUGUCUGGCCUCCACUGAUUUAGUCACCCCAAUUUUUAAUUUAUUUUACCCAUUGGUCAAAAUAUGUGUUUUUGAUUGGACACCCUUUUAAGGGUUGAAUGGACUGGCUAUGUCUCCUUUCUCCACCACACCAGCUUGAUCUCACACUAUUCUGACCCAAAGCAGGGGCUCCUGCCCGCUCCUAUAUAUUCACUAACAGCGAACCCUGUCCUGCUGGGUUCUGUCCUGCUGGGUUCUGUCCUGCUGGGUUCAGCCCUGGUCUAGGGGUUUGCCAGGCUGUGUUCAGCACUGGUCUAGGAGUUUUCCCUUCCGGUUUCAGCACUGGUCUAGGAACCAUUUCUCAAUUUGACAGGUCUUCAUUGUAAAUAUGAAUUUGUUCUUAACUGUAUAAGUAAAGAUUUUAAAAUACAUCUCACAUGUAAUAGGUGUGAAACUAAGAGGAAUCUUGAUUCAUUUAAUGUAACGCUAUGAGGGUGAGAUGAGCGGAUGAAUGGUAAAUUGGAGCCAAUUAUUUGCUGGUCCUACAGUGCCCCCUGUGGAUGGGUUGGAGCACAUCAACCUCUCUGCAGCCCCGUGAUGACAGUCUUGAUCUAUAAUUUAUAUAUCUAUCACGUCAGCUGUACUGAAAUAUAAUUGGGGGGGUUUUCUCACUCACACAAUGCUAAGGAACAAUUGCCUGGUCACAGAUCUCUUUGUGAUGUCUUGCCAACUGCUAUGGUUAUUUGACAAGACAAUGAUCAUAGGAGAAGGCUAUACAGCGCAAACUGAUAUCUGGGACCAGGCUAGGGGGAUAUUAUGCAGUACGCACUGCAGUUAAUAUCUAAGCAAUGACAUACAAUUUUCAAAAUGAUUGGAUCAAUCCCAAAUCAGAGGAUCAGAUGGGUGUUAUUCUACCUAGUAGUAGCUGUUACAUCCUUCACAUAUGUUAGGUAGAAUCUUCUCCACAUUUCUUACCUUAUGUAUGGGAUCCUAGAUGUUUCUAAUCCUCUCAGAUCUACAUCAUACCUAGCAGGUAUGUGCUAGGGGUCGAUUUGGGAUUGGUCGAUAGUGUUCUCUAGGGUCAUCCUUCACCUCUCCUACAUUCCAUCUUCAGUAAAAAUCCUUGAUCUGCCAAGUUUCCUAUCAGUUCAGCCAAUUAAUGCUGAGUUAACGUUUCACACACACACACACACACACAGACACACACACACAGACACCCUGACUAUUGUCUCCCGUCUCUCCACAGGCCCUCUAUAUGUUCCUGGCCCUGGCUAUAAUCUGUGACGACUACUUUGUGACAUCGCUGGAGAAGAUCUGUGAGGUGAGACAGUUUUCCCCCACCCUUGUUAGAACACAAUCUGGUGAAACUGGCCAGAGAUAUUAGGUCCUUGUGACCCUAGCCUUAUGUUUUUAACACGGGUGAGUUUUCUGUUAAGUAGCUAGUAGCUAGGGUGGCACUUUACUUCUCAAGUAAUAAUUUAGAUAAUCAAUAUUCUUUGUGAGAACUGAAUGAAAUAUUCCUAAUGAAGUACUUCGCUAUUCUAUGAUUGGUUUGGGUGUGGAGAUAAAUGAAGUGCCACAUUUAACUACAAAGCUUUUGGGAAGCUCACCCUGAAUAAGCACUCUGGUCUCCUCUCUUUCUCUCCUCUCUUUCUCUCCUCUCUUUCUGUCCGUCAGAAACUAGAUCUAAGUGAGGAUGUUGCCGGAGCCACUUUUAUGGCAGCUGGGAGUUCUGCUCCAGAGCUGUUUGCCUCCGUCAUUGGUAAGAUAUGACACACCACCGCACGCACACACCGGCACACACAGGCUCACUCACACACUCACUUACAUCGACACAUAAUCUCUGAAACCCAGAAGUAAAAUCGUGUAUAAUUGCGUCAGAUGCUGGAUUAUGUUCUGGGGAGAGAUGUAUGAGAUAAGAUAUUAACCAGACUAGAGAAGUCUCCACCCCCCCCUAAACGGAAACUCUCAGACAAAGCAUGGACCAAAUGUCCCCUCUCCCUUCUGAAAUUCAAAAGAUGUGAACACCUGCAAAAUUGUGCUUUGUCCAAAUGUUCAGUGCCAAAAACAAUCUACGCACCGGAAAAUGUUCCUUGUUAAUCAUCGCAUCCCACAGUCUGUUGACAGGCUCUACGUGCAUCUGUUCACCAGAGUUUAACACACCAAUAUAUCCAAAAAAAAAAAAACACACACACACACACACCACAUCUCCCAGAUGGCUGUUGUCAGGGCUGAUUGUGGUUGGCUGCCUCCCUCUGUGCAGGUGUCUUCAUCACCCACGGUGACGUGGGGGUGGGGACAAUCGUUGGCUCAGCCGUCUUCAAUAUCCUGUGCAUCAUCGGUGUGUGCGGAAUCUUCGCCGGACAGGUGUGUGGGUGUUUGUGUUUCUGUGUUUUGUGUUUCUGUGUGCGUAUGCAUGUGUGCAUGCAGGUCUCGUAUAGUGCAGCAUUUGCGUUUGGAUCACUUUAGGACUGAGAAGUAGGGGAACCAUGUCCAGAUGUCUGGUAGUUUAACAAUUUCUCACAGCCAUCGUUAGUCUUGGAAAGCAUAUUUCUGGGCCAGUAUUCACAAAGAGCAGGAGUGCUGAACUAGGUCGAAGGAAUUGUCCGCAGAGCUCUGAGACAGGGUUGUGUCGAGGCACAGAUCUGGGGAAGGGUACCAAAAAAAUUCUGUAGCAUUGAAGGUCCCCAAGAACACAGUGGCCUCCAUCAUUCUUAAAUGGAAGAAGUUUGGAUUCACCAAGACUCUUCCUAGAGCUGGCCGCCCGGCCAAACUGAGCAAUCGGGGGAGAAGGGUCCGAUGGUCACUCUGACAGAGCUCCAGAGUUCCUCUGUCGAGAUGGGAGAACCUUCCAGAAGGACAACCAUCUCUGCAGCACUCCACCAAUCAGGCCUUUAUGGUAGAGUGGCCAGAUGGAAGCCACUCCUCAGUAAAAGGCAUGUGACCGCCUGCUUGGAGUUUGCCAAAAGGCACCUAAAGACUCUCAGACCAUGAGGAACAAUAUUCUCUGGUCUGAUGAAACCAAGAUUGAACUCUUUGGCCUGAAUGCCAAUCGUCACAUCUGGAGGAAACCUGGUACUAUCCCUACGGUGAAGCAUGGUGGUGGCAGCAUCAUGCUGUGACGAUGUCUUUCAGUGGCAGGGACUGGGAGACUGCUCCGUUAAUCUUUGCCUCGAUCCUAACUAAAGUACAAAGUGAUCCUUGAUGAAAACCUGCUCCAGAGCGCUCAGGACCUCAGACUAGGGUGGUUCACCAUCCAACAGGACAACGACCCUAAGCACACAGCCAAGACAAGGCAGCAGUGGCUUCGGGACAAGUCUCUGAACGUCCUUGAGUGGCCCAGCCAGAGCCCGGACUUGAACCCGAUCGAACAUCUCUGAAGAAACCUGAAAAUAGCUGUGCAGCAACGCUCCCAAUCCAAUCUGACAGAGCUUGAGAGGAUCUGCAGAGAAGAAUGGGAGAAACUCCCCAAAUACAGGUGUGCCAAGCUUGAAGUGUCAUACCCAGGAAGACUCGAGGCUGUAAUCGCUGCCAAAGGUGCUUCAACAAAGUACUGAGGAAAGGGUCUGAAUACUCAUGUAAAGCUGAUAUUUUUCGUUAAUUUUAUUCUAUACAUUUGUAAAACAUUUCUAAAAACCUGUUUUUGCUUUGUCAUUAUGGGGUAUUGUGUGUAAAUUGAUGAGGGGGGAAAAAAACAAUUUCAAUCAAUUUUAUGAUAAGGCUGUAAUGUAACAAAAUGUUGGAAAAGUCAAGGGGUCUGAAUACUUUCCGAAUGCACUGUACGUAGACAAGGGGACCUGAUCCUAGAUCAGCACUUCUAGUCUGAGACACUUCAGGUUGUAUACAGGGACUGUUUCUCUUUCUAGGUCGUAAUGUUGGGUUGGUGGUCUGUAUUCCGAGAUUCAUUCUACUACAUCUUGUCUAUCCUCGCGCUUAUUGCGGUAAGUCUGACAAUUCAAAAUGCAUGUAACAUGUACUGAUUGCGACCAUAAACACUGUAUUUAUUGAAUAAUCCCUAACUGGCAUUGUUUUAAUUUCUGCCUAUGCUCUUGUUCCCCAGUUCAUUUACGAUGAGAAGGUGGUGUGGUAAGUGAUCAGCCCUUUUGAAAUAUUACCUUGAUAUGAUGGGAUUUCAUUGGUUGUGCACCUGAACUCUGCUCCUUAUUGGGUGAUAUGAAGUGAUUUUAUUGGGUUACUGUGAUGUGAUUUCAUUGGUCUAUAUUGGGUGAUUUGGAGAUAACGGGAUUUCAUUGGUUGUGUCUGGCCCUGUGCUCCUCUGUCCGUCUCAGGUGGGAGAGCCUGGUGUUGGUGCUCAUGUACUGUGGAUACAUCCUCAUCAUGAAGUAAGUAAUGCACUACUAAGUCUGUGACACAACAAAACUCAGGGCGGCCAAUGAAACUGAGGGGGGAUAUCUUGAAGAAAUUAUCCGGUACUUUUGUUUAAUUUUUAGCCAGUAGUUCUGAAAGUAGAGCUAAUGAUCCAAAAGUGGUCCCCCCAAAAAAUUGUGUACUUCUUCACAUAUGUGCAGAUACACUACAUGGCCAGAUACCUGCUCGUCGAACAUCUUAUUCCAAAAUCAUGGGCAAUAAUAUGGAGUUGGUCCCCCCUUGGCUGCUAUAACAGCCUCCACUCUUCUGGGAAGGCUUUCCACUAGAUGUUGCAACAUUGCUGCGGGGACUUGCUUCCAUUCAGCCACAAGAGCAUUAGUGAGGUCAGGCACUGAUGUUGGGCGAUUAGGCCUGGCUCUCAUUCGGUGUGCCAAUUCAUCCCAAAGGUCUUCGAUGGGGUUGAGAUCAGGGCUCUGUGCAGGCCAGUCAAGUUCUUCCACACCGAUCACGACAAACCAUUUCUGUAUGGACUUCGCUUUGUGCACAGGGGGUAUUGUCAUGCUGAAACAGGAAAGGUCCUUCCCCAAGCUGUUGCCACAAAGUUGGAAGCACAGAAUCAUCUAGAAUGUAAUUGUAUGCUGUAGCAUAAACAUUUCCCUUCACUGGAACUAAGGGGCCUAGCCCGAACCAUGAAAAACAGCCCCAGACCAUUAUUCCUCCUCCACCAAACUUUACAGUUGGCACUGCAUUCGGGCAGGUAGCGUUCUCCUGGCAUCUGCCAAACCCAGUUUUACAAACUUGGAAAUUUUACAAACUGACUUGUUGGAAAGGUGGCAUCCUAUGAUGGUGCCACGUUGAAAGUCACUGAGCUCUUCAGUACGAGCCAUUCUACUGCCAGUGUUUGUCUAUGGAGAUGUCAUGGCUGUGUGCUCAGUUUUAUACACCUGUCAGCAAUGGGUGUGACUGAAAUAGCCAAAUUCACUAACUUGAAGGCGUGUCCACAUGCUUUUGCACCACGUCAUUGCUUUCUCGCUCUGCUGUGUGUUAAUCUUGCUAGCUGUCACUCAAAUGGCGAGGGGGUGAAGCUCAUUGGCUAGAACUUGAAUUGCUAGGGGGCUGGCCCAUGUGGGGGAAAAUGUAGGGAAAAUGGCAAAGCACAGCUUCCAGUAAACACACAAGUGAUUUGGUGGCUAAUUGAGGUAAGACAGUAAUUCUGGUGAUAUAUUGUACAUGUAUGAACUACACAUUGAAACAUCCAGCCCAAAGCGGGAGGUUUACAUUUCUGUAAUAUCUCUUUAAGAUAUCUUAUAUAUUUCUAAGAAAUAUACAAAGACUCAAUGCAAAGAUAUGAAUUUGAGUCCCCCCUGAUUUUCUGGGGGCCGGAAGGGUUUGGUCUGUCUGUUUUUGCCUUGGUUCAUCCAGGUCACUUCUGCUGCCAGUAAUCUGUCUCUCAGCCCCAGCCUGCUCACUCCCAGCCCAGCCAUAAGUCUUUAAUCCUCCCUCUGCCGUGGCUAAAGAGAACCAGGCUUAACUGGAUAUCACUUGUCUCCUGUCUAGUUAGGAGGAAAGGAGUUCUCAGACUGCCCUUCUAUGACCCAUUAUGAAUGCCACUCGGAAAAUAGCCUACUCACUGACUAUUUCAGACUAUUCUGUCCAUAGGGGUUGCUGUAUAUCCUAUCAAAAUAAGUGUGAAUACACAGGAUGUAAAAUAUAGAACAUGGUUUCACGUUCCCCAGAAGUUGCAGGACCUGAGUUUGUCACAGUUAUUGUACACAUGAACAGUUGUAACAAUUUUGCUGCAGUUUACUGUAUACAUAGGGCCAGGUUACCGGACCCAGAUUAGACCUAGUCCUGGACUAAAACACCUUUUUAAAAUGGAGAAUUAAGUCAAUGUAUUAAUCUGUGUCCAGGAAACUGGUCCCUAGAAUUCACACACGACUGCAUACAGUUCAGUUAUUGGCUGUUGAUGAACAAGGGAGCCAAUGACCAGUGUCCCUCUCUCCCCUCUUCUCCCAGGUUUAACCAGAGCUUGCAAAAGUUGUUCACAGGGAAAGGGGGUAAAGACAAGAACCAGGCCAACGGUAACGCGGCGGCCAGCAGCGAGAUGGAGGACGGUAAAACAGCCUGUUAUGGGGAUGACGACCCCUCAUUACCUAUACUCAGCACAGCAGCAGGUAAGGCUGACCAGACAGGCUAUAGUACACGCCAAGGCUUCUCGAAGACAUUCUCUACUGGUCUUCUUUCAAAUUCCCAAAAUGGACUUGGGCUAAGAUGAACUAUUGGUUGUUUUUUGAUCAAAUGCGUUUGAGGGAAUGGCUGUUUUGGUUCAAUCGCAAAGAGCUUGGCUGAGUUGGGUUGGGUUGUGGAAGUGAAGGUGGGUUGGAAUAUGGACUUGUGGGUUCAUGGGAUUUGGGUAGGACUUCCUCUGUCAGUGUGGUGAAGGUGUUGCAGUUCUACAGUCCCCCAUCUACUACGCUGACUAAUACUGGAUAAGAGGUACCUACCACAGUACUCUGCUCUCUCUAUCUGCCUCUUUCUAGCUCCCUGUCUCGCUCUCAACCUAGCCAUCUAGGUAUUAAUGUCAUAAGCGGGAUGUAACUUGUGUAGAUGAGACCCAUAUCUUCCGCUUUCUUUCCACUAAUGUCAAAGUGCCUGUCUGUUUAGCCUUACUAAACCUUCUGUUGCUUAUUGUAUGUAGUGAGUGUUUCUGCAUGCUAGAUUUCAGUGUGUUUCUCUGCAGUAUGUUUUUCUGCUUGUCUCUUGAGGUAUCAACCCACUGACUUAUGGUAAUACAUAUCCAAAUAUAGGGAAUGCUUCUGUCAGCUUUGUUUACUUAGUUAAUGUAUGCAUGUCAAUUUCUAUAUACAGUGCCUUUGGAAAGUAUUCAGACCCCUUGACUUUUUCCACGUUUUGUUACGUUACAGCCUUAUUCUAAAAUUGAUUGAAUAAAAAAAUUCCUCAGCAAUCUACACACAAUACCCCAUAAAGACAAAGCGAAAACAGGUUUUUAUAAUUUUUUUGCAAAUGUAUUAAACAUAAUAAAACAAACCAUACUUACAUAAGUAUUCAGACCCUUUGCUAUGAGAUUAGAAAUUGAGCUCUGGUGCAUCCUGUUUCCACUGAUCAUCCUUGAGACGUUUCUACAACUUGAUUGGAGUCCAACUGUGGUAAAUUCAAUUGAUUGGACAUGACUUGGAAAGGCACACACCUGUCUAUAUAAGGUUCCACAGUUGACGGUGCAUGUCAGAGCAAAAACCAAGCAAUGAGGUCGAUGGAAUUGUCUGUAGAGCUCCGCAACAGAAUUGUGUGGAGGCACAGAUCUGGGGAAGGAUACUAAAAAAUAUCUGCAGCAUUGAAGGUCCCCAAGAACACAGUGGCCUCCAUCAUUCUUAAAAGGAAGAAGUUUGGAAACACCAAGACUCUUCCUAGAGCUGGUCGCCCGGCCAAACUGAGCAAUCAGGGGAGAAGGGCCUUGGUCAGGGAGGUGACCAAGAACCCAAUGGUUAUUCUGACAGAGCUCUAGAGUUCCUCUGUGGAGAUGGGAGAACCUUCCAGAAGGACAACCAUCUCUGCAGCACUCCAUCAAUCAGGCCUUUAUGGUAGUGACCAGACGGAAGCCACUCCUCAGUAAAAGGCACAUGACAGCCCACUUGGAGUUUGCCAAAAGGCACCUAAAGGACUCUCAGACCAUGAGAAACAAGAUUCUCUGGUCUGAUGAAACCAAGAUUGAACUCUUUGGCCUGAAUGCCAAUCGUCACUUCUGGAGGAAACCUGGCAGCAUCCUGCUGUGGGGUUGUUUUUCAGCGGCAGGGACUGGGAGACUAGUCAGGAUCGAGGCAAAGAUGAACGGAGCAAAGUACAGCGAGAUCCUUGAUGAAAACCUGCUCCAGAUUGCUCAGGUCCUCAGACUGGGGCGAAGGUUCAACCUUCCAACAGGGACAACGACCCUAAGCACACAGCCAAGACAACGCAGGAGUGGCUUCAGGACAAGUCUCUGAAUGUCCUUGAGUGGCCCAGCCAGAGCUCGGACUUGAACCUGAUCGAACAUCUCUGGAGAGACCUGAAAAUAGCUGUGCAGCAACGCUUCCCCAUCCAACCUGACAGAGCUUGAGAGGAUCUGCAGAGAAGAAUGGGAGGAACUACCCAAAUACAGGUGUGCCAAGCUUGUAGCAUGAUACCCAAGAAGACUUGAGGCUGUAAUCCCUGCCAAAGGUGCCUUCAACAAAGUACUGAGUAAAGGGUCUGAAUACUUAUGUAAAUGUGAUAUUUCAGUUAUUUUUGUUGUAAAAACCUGUUUUUGCUUUGUCAUUAUGGGGUAUUGUGUGUAGAUUGAUGAAGGGGGUGAAAAAAUACAAUUUAAUCAAUUUUAGAAUAAGGCUGUAACGUUAAAAAAAUUUGGAAGAAGUCAAGGGUCUGAAUACUUUCCAAAGGCACUAAUUAAUAAACUCUUAAGAAUUGAAUAUAGAACCCUUAUCAGACCCUGCAUCCAGGCAUUUUACUAGGAGUAUGUGUAAACACAAAAAGGCAUUUUUACACAUUAAAGUAACUGUCCAGUGUUUCCAGAUUUCAAUUAGAUAUUACCAAUAUUUCAUUACAGUAUGAGUGAAAUAGUUUUCCUUCCAACUUUUUUACAAUUAUGUUAAAAAGCAUAUUUUCUGGGUUGGAACAGUGUUUUCCAUUAGCACCGGCCGUCCUCUAAUCAGCCGGUUACUCAUUUUCAGCCGGCUACCUUUUCAACUUCAUAUUAACUAGGCUAUGUUUCAUUUAAAAGUUUCAAUUCGCUAGUCCGUCGAGCCCUCUCCCGCUAGAAUGACCGAUUUUAUGCAUCUUCUAGCUAUCUUUUGAUAGGAUAGGUGCCUGUCAGUCACAAAGCAAGCGAUGACAGGGAAACGCAGUCUGCUGUCUGUCUCGCCUCCCGUUACAAUUUGUGUGCACGGUGGUUGGUUGCAGUCAGAUUUCUUUACACAGAGGAGGGAGAGGGCAUGAUGCUCGUGAAUUUCCGUGUCCCAUGUAAUGUAAGUGGUAACGAUGAGUCGAAAUCAAAUUAGCCUAAUUGUUUUAUGGCACAUUCAUUUAUUUUCUUUCACAUAGCCAGCCACGCGGAGUCGUGGAACAUAGGCUAUUUACUGUGCUUUGAUUGACAACUGAACAGCAAGUGUUGACUAGUUUUUAUAAACUGACUGAAUAAAGUCGAUGCAAUGCAAAUAGUCUGGGUAGCCAUUUGAUUAGAUUUUCAGGAGUCUUAUGGCUUGGGGGUAGAAACUGUUUAGAAGCCUCUUGGUCUUAGACUUGGCGCUCCGGUACCGCUUGCCGUUCGGUAGCAGAGAGAACAGUCUAUGACUAAGGUGGCUGGAGUCUUUGACAAUUUUUAGGGCUUUGCUCUGACACCGCCUGGUAUAGAGGUCCUGGAUGGCAGGAAGCUUGGCCCCAGUGAUGUACUGGGCCGUACUCACUACCCUCUGUAGCGCCUUACGGUUGGAGGCGGAGCAGUUGCCAUACCAGGCAGUGAUGCAACCAGUCAGGAUGCUCUCAAGGGUGCAGCUGUAGAACCUGUGGACGAUCUCAGGACCCAUGCCAAAUCUUUUCAGUCUCCUGAGGGGGAAUAGGUUUUGUCGUGCCCUCUUCACGACUGUCUUGGUGUGCUUGGACCAUGUUAGUUUGUUGGUGAUGUGGACACCAAGGAACUUGAAGCUCUCAACCUGCUCCACUACAGCCCCGUCAUUGAGAAUGAGGGCGUGCUCGGUCCUCCUUUUCCUGUAGUCCACAAUCAUCUCCUUUGUCUUGAUCACGUUGAGGGAGAGCUUGUUGUCCUGGAACCACACUGCCAGGUCUUUGACCUCCUCCCUAUAGGCUGUCUAGUUGUUGUCUGUGAUCAGGCUUACCACUGUUGUGUCGUCGGCAAACUUAAUGAUGGUGUUGGAGUCGUGCUUGGCCACGCAGUCGUGGGAGAACAGGGAGUACAGGAGGGGACUGAGCACGCACCCCUGAGGGGCCCCCGUGUUGAGGAUCAGCAUGGCGGAUGUGUUGUUACCUACCCUUACCACCUGGGGGCAGCCCGUCAGGAAGUACAGGAUACAGUUGCAGAGGGAGGUGUUUAGUCCCAGGGUCCUUAGCUUAGUGAUGAGCUUUGAGGGUACUAUGGUGUUGAACGCUGAGCUGUAGUCAAUGAAUAGCAUUCUCACAUAGGUGUUCCUUUUGUCCAGGUGUGAAAGGGCGGUGUGGAGUGCAAUAGAGAUUGCAUAAUCUGUGGAUCUGUUGGGGCGGUAUUCAAAUUGGAGUGGGUCUAGGGUUUUUGGGAUAAUGGUGUUGUGAGCCAUGACCAGCCUUUCAAAGCACUUCAUGGCUACAGACGUGAGUGCUACAGGUCGGUAGUCAUUUAGUCAGGUUACCUUAGUGUUCUUGGGCACGGGGACUUUGGUGGUCUGCUUGAAACAUGUUGGUAUUACAGACUCAGACAGGGAGAGGUUGAAGAUGUCAUUGAAGACACUUGCCAGUUGGUCAGCACAUGCUCGGAGUACACGUCCUGGUUAUCCGUCUGUGCCUGCGGUCUUGUGAAUGUUGACAUGUUUAAAGGUCUUACUCACAUCGGCUACGGAGAGCGUGAUCACACAGUCGUCCGGAACAGCUGAUGCUCUCAUGCAUGUUUCAGUGUUACUUGCCUCGAAGCGAGCAUAGAAGUAAUUUAGCUCAUCUGGUAGGCUCGUGUCACUGGGCAGCUCACGGCUGUGCUUCCCUUUUGUAGGCUUCUCACAGAAUCUAGGCAUUAAAAUGGAAUUCAACAAUAUUAAAAUGUUUUAUUGGCCUUACUAGGGAAUCCACUAAAUGUAUUGAAAAUUAAACUUGGAAAAAAUGAAUUAACAUAGGACAUGAACAGAAUGCAUCAAUGAUUCGUAUUUCGUGCAACUUUCUGAAGAGGCAAUGAGAAUGCCCGUUUGUGUGCGCAUAUACCACUUUGUGUAGCCGUUAGUGAUGAUGCUAAUGAAACGUCUUCCAGUAGAUGGAAAGGCUUUCCCAAAAAACUUCUCAAUUAAAUGGUAACUACAAAGUAUCGGGCCAGAAUAUCAUGAUUAUUUUCAUCAAUCCAGUGGGUAUUUGUUUAGCAAACUCUACCAUCAUGUGUGCUACAAAAACACCACUAAACAACAGCCUUUUGCACACUGGAAAACUACACCCAAAUCUCAACAUUUCUCAGAUUUUUCACAGACCUCAAAAGUUGUCUCCUGAUGUGGUUUAAGCAUUGUUGUGGACUUCGAACAUCAAAUUGUGUUUUUCUAUUUAUAAAAAAAGUUUUUUUUGAUUUUGAGAGUGAAAAACAGAAACCUGGAAAAACAAAAUGGAGAACUGAAUUUGGGAAAGAACAACAAACAAAUAGUGAACUCCAAAAGUUUUGGGACAGUGACACAUUUGUUGUUGUUCUGGCUCUGUACUCCUGCACUUUGCAUUUGAAAUGAUCCAAGACUGAGGUUAAAGUGCAGACUGUCAGCUUUAAUUUGAGGGUAUUUUAAUCCAUUUAGGGUGAACCGUUUAGAAAUUACAGCACUUUUUGUACACAGUCUUAAAGUAGUCAUACGUUUAGUAUUUGGUCCCCUAUUCCUAGCAUGCAAUGAUUACAUCAAGCGUGUGACUCUACAAACUUGUUGGAUGCAUUUGCUGUUUGUUUUGGUUGUGUUUCAGAGUCCUAUGUGCCCAAUAGAAAUUAAUGGUGAAUAAUGUAUUGGCAUUUUGGAGUCACUUUUAUUGUAAAUAAGAAUAAACACUUUCUAAACACUUUUACAUUGAUUACUCCAUGAUUACAGAUAGUCCUGAUGGAAUCAUGAAUAAUGAUGAGUGAUUAAUAUCAUACCCCCCCCCCCCCCCAAAAAAAAAAAUGUAACCUCCCCUGUUAUUGUAAUGGUGAGAGGUUAGCAUGUCUUGGGGGUAUGAUAUUUGUGCGUCUAACUUUCAAACUCAUCAUUCAGGACUAUAUCCAUGGAGUAAUCAAUGUAAAAAUGUUUAGAAACAUAUUCUAUUCUUAUUUGCAAUUAAAGUGACUCCAAAAUGACACAAUACAUUAUUUACCAUUCAUUUCUAUUGGGCACAGAAUUAUCUGAAACACAACCAAAACAAAUAGCAAAUGCAUCCAACUAAUUUGUAGAGUCACAAGCUUGUAAUCAUUGCAUGCUAGGAAUAGGGGACCAAAUACUAAACUUUUGACUACUUUAAUAUACAUGCGUGAAUUUGUCCCAAUACUGUUGGUCCCCUAAAAUGUGGGGACUAUGUACAAAAGGUGCUGCAAUUUCUGAAGGGUUCACCCGAUUUAUGGAUGAAAAUACCCUCAAAUUAAAGCUGACAGUCUGCAGUUUAACCCCAGUCAAUUUGUCACUGUCCCAAUACUUUAGGAGCUCACUGUAUAUUUUACAGGGCCCUAUCUAAUCAUUUUAAAAUAAUUUAGGCUAUAUAAAAUCUGAAAGAUAUACUUAAGACUGAUAUUCAUAUUUUUUCAAUGUAGCAUUUUAUUUCCUUUUCAAGAUAAUGUGGGCUAUUUACUUCAUUUCAUUUUUCUGUUUUAAUAAAAUACAUCAUUUUAAGAAGAAACAUCAUUGUGGCAAUUCAUAUCUUGCAGUAAAACUGUAAACAAUACUUUAAUCUCAUGAGAAGACGAGUUAAAUGUUAAAGGUUAAAUAUUCUCUUACUUAAAAAAUUGUCCUGCUCAUAUUGGCCUAGAUAUAGAUGAUAUCCAAACAACUAACAAUGCACUGAAUACAAACAUUUUCAGUCAUUUGAAAUUGUAAAGUCAUGUCUUUCUACAAAAGAGUUUACCCCAAAAAAAUUACUAAGAGAAUGACGACAUCCCCUGAGGAAAUGGCAAGCAGAGAUAGUUUUUAAUAGUUUUUUUUCUCCAAUUUAUGCUUUGGCCACAAAUACGAGUAUAGGAUGAGUCAACAACAUUAUUUGGGUAUGAGUUAACAGAAUAUGAACUUUUAAAAGGGAGAUUUUCACUGGACAGUUACUUCAAUGGAUGUUUGGUGUUUGGCGUUUUUUGCUAGCAUGAUUGUGUGUAUGUCAGUUUGAAGGACUAACGUGUCCGUCCAUCUCCAGUUAAGCCCAGUAAGGCUUACAGUCGUGGCUCUGUGGUCAUGGUUGAUGAGAUUAUGCACGACAGCCCUCCCAAGUUACGCUUCCCAGAGGCCGGCCUCCGCGUCAUGGUCACCAGCCAUUUUGGACCCAAGACCCGGCUGCGCAUGGCCAGUCGCCUUAUCAUCACUGAGGUACGGAUAGAUAGGGAUGCAACUAUAGGAAAUAGAUGAGGAGCGAAUAGUUUCCAUGUUAGAGAAUCCAAUGGUCUCAGAUAUAGAUUUUUAUAGUGCUUUCAUUGUGGUACUGUUGACUACCUGGGUUGUGUUCAUUAGACACCAAACAGAACAAAUCUGACUGAAACAGGGGGGUCUACCUAGGGUGUAUUCACUAGUCGCAGACAGUAGCAAAACGUUUGGUCUGAUGCAAAAAGUUUUGCAACGGAAACUGUUUACUUCAAACGGAAUAAGUUUUGCAACAAAGAAUUGAGUUUCUAUUGGACAAAUUCUUGUAGGUCCCUCCCUGUUUCGUUCCGCUUCCUUCUGUUUCCAUUUGGUUCCUAGAGUAAACUGUUUCAGUUGAAAAACGUUUUGCAACAGGCCAAAAGUUGUGCUACGGUCUGCCACUAAUGAAUUCACCCCUGGAAGUUUUCCGAUGUGUGCCGUAAUGAACAGCGCCCUGUUUUGCCUCUUCCUGACAGCGUCAGAAGCUGGUCCAGGGUGCCAACGGGGUGGAGACCCAGGUUCUGGAGGGGAAGGUGGACAUUGAGAACGGCAACGUGCCCGAAGACAAACCGGCAGUAGAGGAGCAGGAGAACGAAACCAUCUCCCCCUUUCAUAUCCCGGGUGUGUGUGUGUUUGUGUGUAUUAGUGUAAUGUUUAUCCAGACAGAGUUUGACGUUACUGAGGAAAUGUUUUGUCGUCAAGACAAGAUUGGUCUCAUUUGCUUCCUCUUCAGUGUUGCCCAAAUUACCCCAAUGACUUUAUCAUAUCAUGACAAACUCUAAUGAUCUGACAGACUGUUGUGCAUGGAAAACACUGCCCAAGUUUGUGUAUGAAACACACUUGUUUCAACUGUCAAGUGCUUGAUGAUUAAAGUAGCUGAUAACUUAAAUUUGUUGUAUAAGUGCUGGGCUGGAACAAAUACCUGCAGACCUCUGUGGCUCACCAGAACACUGUUCUAGAGUUGUAGGUCCAUCUAGUUCCUUUUUUUCGUUGCCACUGUGCUUCUGCUUGCUCUUCGAGACUAGGCAGGCUGUGUUACUGUAAAGCACUUUGACUGGAUAUAAAAACUAGGCAGGCUGGGUUACUGUAAAGCACUUUGACUGGAUAUAAAAAGGGCUUUAUAAAUACAUACAUUUGAUAGAUUUUUACCUGCCACUUCUGUUCCGCAGAUGGCAUCGGCAGCAAGUGCAAGUGGCUGAUCUCCUGGCCUCUGCUGCUCCUCCUGUUCUUCACCAUCCCCAACUGUGCCAAGCCUCGCUGGGAGAAGUUCUUCAUGAUCUCCUUCUUCCUCUCCACUGUCUGGAUCGCUGUCUUCUCCUACUUCAUGGUCUGGAUGGUGAGUCUCAGGGUCGAGGGUGGAGGAGUGUGUGUGGGGGGGUGUGUGAGUGGUGUGGGGGGGGGGGGUCACUUAUCGGUUGUAACGUGUGUGUGUGUGUGUGAGUCACAGGUCACCAUCAUCGGCUACACUCUUGGCAUCCCAGACGUCAUUAUGGGAAUCACCUUCCUGGCAGCGGGCACCAGCGUUCCAGACUGCAUCGCCAGUCUCAUUGUUGCUCGGCAAGGUACAGCUCUACUUUCUGUCAUUUCCCUUAACUGUUUGACAGGAGGGAAAUCCAGGACAUCUACUCAUUGGCUUUUUUCAAUUGGGGGGGGGGGUCCUAGAGACUGAGGUAUCUUCAGACUGUACCAUCUUUAGCAAUACUCUUGUUUUAAGGCUUUUCCAAGUUAAUUCUGGAGGUUGUUUUUAUGUAAUGCUUAUAUUUGAACAACAACAAUUUGUGUUUAGGAUUGGGUGACAUGGCAGUGUCCAACACCAUUGGCAGUAAUGUGUUUGAUAUCCUGGUUGGGCUGGGCGUUCCCUGGGCACUGCAGACCAUGGCGGUCAACUACGGCUCAGAGGUAAGAACAGCUGUAGGGAACGGCAUAGGGUGAGGUUGCCCCUGGACACUGAUCUUGGAUCACUUUAGCAUUUUCCCCCACUAAUGGUUUAAGGUUAGGAUAGGGGGAGUAUAGGGGACAGCUGUCCCUGUGGGGGGGACAGCUGUCGUACAACUUUAACUCAAUAUGCACUGUAAAUACUUGUUAUUUCUGGAAGUGAAUACACUCAAAUUAAAUCACGUGUUCAUCACUCAUGUUUUGGAGAGGGAAUAAAACAUGUCUAAGAACUAAGUAAAGAUGUGUUUCAGUACUGUGUGAGUCCUUGACCUUAUUGUCGCUCCAGCUCUCUCCCACGCGUCUACUAGGAGUGUAUCUCAAUAGUAUAAAACGUCCUCUGCUCAUGGCAGCCACUUAAGACUAUUGAGAUGCACCCCUUGAGUUAACUAUGACUAGAGCCGUGCAUUUAGAGAGUUGGGACAACUUUUAGAAUUUUGAAUAUUGUUCUAAUUCUAAACAUUCAGUUACAAAGCAUUAUUUAAAUAUUCCCCAUGUAACGUUAACUAUGACUUCCCCCUCUAGGUCAUGAUCAACAGUCGAGGACUGGUCUACUCUGUGGUGUUGCUACUGGGAUCUGUGGCUUUAACGGUGAGCAGAUACCCUUCUGUAGCUCAGUUGGCAGAGCAUGACGCUUGUAAUGCCAGGAUAGUGGUUUCGAUUCCCGGGACCACCCAAUACGUAAAAAAUUGUUUUGUUUCCUAAAAUUAUGAAUUGAGCCAAUGGUUUUUCAAUGGAGUCAUCCGUUGACUGAUGUACGACGGAGAAGAUUGUCCAACGACAAACGUCUUUUUACAUAAUGCAACGGGGGGCCAGUAUGAAAAAUGAAUGCACUCACUAAUUGUAAGUCGCUCUGGAUAAGAGCGUCUGCUAAAUGACUAAAAUGUCAAUUGGGUCACUAAAAAAAUACAACUUUGUAGGGCCUCCUGUAGCUCAGUAGGUAGAGCAUGGCGCAUGUAACGCCAGGGUUGUGGGUUCGAUUCCCACGGGGGGCCAGUAUGAAAAAUGUAUGCACUCACUUAACUGUAAGUCGCUCUGGAUAAGAGCGUCUGCUAAAUGACUAAAAUGUAAUGAAUGCAUAUACUAUUUGCACGUGUUCAUGUGUCUCUGAGUGGCCGUAGCUUUAUGCAACCAGAUUUUACUGGUAUGGUUCUGUUUUCUGGAUAGGAAUAAUGCUGUAAGGCUACUGUGUAAACUUUUGGUGUGUGUGUGUGUGUGUGUGUGUGUGUGUGUGUGUGUGUGUGUGUUAGAUUUGAGUGAUUAGUUGGUGUUAUUGAAAAAAGUGUGCAAUAAGCUCAGUUACACUAAUGGAAGCAUAAUUAGAUUAAUUAAUGAAUUUGCUAAUAAGGUACUCAUAACAUGCGUGCUGUUGCACUGUAGUAGUAGUAGUAGUUUGUUUAAAGGGACCAUGUGCAAUUAAAAACAUAAUUUAGGUACUGUAUCUUAAAUCACAGCUAAUUGGAAAAUGUAAUUGCUUACAUACAGUUGAAGUCGGAAGUUUACAUAGACAUUGUUUGGAGUCAUUAAAACUCGUUUUUCAACCACUCCACAAAUGUAUUGUUAACAAACUAUAGUUUUGGCAAGUCAGUUAGGACAUCUACUUUGUGCAUGACAACAAGUAAUUUUUCCAACAAUUGUUUACAGACAGAUUAUUUCACUUAUAAUUCACUGUAUCACAAUUCCAGUGGGUCAGAAGUUUACAUACACUAAGUUGAAGGUGCCUUUAAACAGCUUGGAAAAUUCCAGAAAAUGAUGUCAUGGCUUUAGAAGCUUCUGGUAGGCUAAUUGACAUAAUUUGAGUCAAUUGGAGGUGUACCUGUGGAUGUAUUUCAAGGCCUACCUUCAAACUCGGUGCCUCUUUGCUUGACAUCAUGGGAAAAUCAAAAGAAAUCAGCCAAGACCUCAGAAAAAUAAUUGUAGACCUCCACAUGUCUGGUUCAUCCUUGGGAGCAAUUUCCAAACGCCUGAAGGUACCACGUUCAUCUGUAACAAUAGUACGCAAGUAUAAACACCAUGGGACCAUGCAGCCGUCAUACCGCUCAGGAAGGAGACGGGUUCUGUCUCCUAGAGAUGAACGUACUUUGGUGCGAAAAGUGCAAAUCAAUCCCAGAACAACAGCAAAGGACCUUGUGAAGAUGCUGGAGGAAACAGGUACAAAAGUAUCUAUAUCCACAGUAAAACGAGUCCUAUAUCGACAUAACCUGAAAGGCCGCUCAGCAAGGAAGAAGCCACUGCUCCAAAACCACCAUAAACAAUCCAGACUACGGUUUGCAACUGCACAUGGGGACAAAGAUCAUACUUUUUGGAUAAAUGAUGGUAUAAAUUCAAUGUGAACAUUUCUGUCCCAUUCUUAACUGUGUGUGUGUGUGUAAAAUAGUCAGAUGAUCAGUGUUCCUUGCAUAAGCCUAGUCAGGUGUCUAGAGGUCUGAUUGUUCGGCUGACUAUGUAGGAUGUACUGUGUUCCUCUCUGCAGAGUGACUAUGUAGGAUGUACUGUGUUCCCCUCUGCAGAGUGACUAUGUAGGAUGUACUGUGUUCCCCUCUGCAGAGUGACUAUGUAGGAUGUACUGUGUUCCCCUCUGCAGAGUGACUAUGUAUGAUGUACUGUGUUCCUCUCUGCAGAGUGACAAUGUAGGAUGUACUGUGUUCCUCUCUGCAGAGUGACUAUGUAGGAUGUACUGUGUUCCUCUUUGCAGAGUGACAAUGUAGGAUGUAUUGUGUUCCUCUCUGCAGAGUGACUAUGUAGGAUGUAUUGUGUUCCUCUCUGCAGAGUGACUAUGUAGGAUGUACUGUGUUCCUCUCUGCAGAGUGACUAUGUAGGAUGUACUGUGUUCCUCUCUGCAGAGUGACUAUGUAGGAUGUACUGUGUUCCUCUCUGCAGAGUGACUAUGUAGGAUGUACUGUGUUCCUCUCUGCAGAGUGACUAUGUAGGAUGUACUGUGUUCCUCUCUGCAGAGUGACAAUGUAGGAUGUACUGUGUUCCUCUCUGCAGAGUGACAAUGUAGGAUGUACUGUGUUCCUCUCUGCAGAGUGACAAUGUAGGAUGUACUGUGUUCCUCUCUGCAGAGUGACAAUGUAGGAUGUAUUGUGUUCCUCUCUGCAGAGUGACAAUGUAGGAUGUAUUGUGUUCCUCUCUGCAGAGUGACUAUGUAGGAUGUACUGUGUUCCUCUCUGCAGAGUGACUAUGUAGGAUGUACUGUGUUCCUCUCUGCAGAGUGACUAUGUAGGAUGUACUGUGUUCCUCUCUGCAGAGUGACUAUGUAGGAUGUACUGUGUUCCUCUCUGCAGAGUGACUAUGUAGGAUGUACUGUGUUCCUCUCUGCAGAGUGACGAUGUAGGAUGUACUGUGUUCCUCUCUGCAGAGUGACAAUGUAGGAUGUACUGUGUUCCUCUCUGCAGAGUGACUAUGUAUGAUGUGUAUGUGUGUGUGUGUUCCCCUCUGCAGGUGGGGGGAAUCCACGUGAACCACUGGAAGUUGGACCUGAAGCUGGGUAUCUACACCCUGGUCCUGUACGCUGUCUUCCUGUGUUUCUCCAUUAUGAUUGAGUACAACGUGUUUACCUUCGUCAACCUGCCCAUGUGCAUGGAGGAGUAGCUAGACCACGCCCACCCACGCUGACCUCUGAACUAGGAAGCUCCACUCCCUCAACCCCAAACAGCAACCAAUCACAAUCGACCUUCCCCAUCCUCCACCACGUUACUAAACCUGGUUACCUGGAUAUCUCCUGUCUGUCUGACCCACCUUUCAUUGUCAUAACUGACCUGUUGACCUCUUGAUCUGAUCCUGGUCUUUAAAUCUUUCUUUCCCUGUGCUUGGACUCACUUUCCAAUGAGGCUUUGUUCUGUGGAGUGGACAGACGCAUUAAACAAACUGGACCCAUUUUCAGACAAGUCCAUUUUCCAUUCCCCCCCCCCCCCUCCACACUAUCUGUAGUCUCACUGUGCUUUUAUUAGCAUUCACCCACAGGCUCUAGAAUCAAACCUACAGUAGCAACAAUAGUCUCCCUCUCACAACAACCCACACAUAUCUCCGUCCAGGUUAGGGUUAGUCCUGACCCUCAGCAUUGACCCUCACCCCUUCUACUCUUCUCCAUCCAAACUUCUCCUCUUAUCCCAACCCCACCCCACCCAUCCACCCAAAGACCCUAUGGAGAAUACACAACCUCGCCCUAAACCUCUACCUCUCCCCCGAUUCCUGCUUGUACCCCCAACCUUUGGAGGAGGAACUCUCCUCCUCCCCUUUCAGACCUGGACCCCUCUGACAUGGUCCGAACUGUGACUUUAUCCAUAUCACUACAUCCCACCCCUCUGCACCAGACACUCACUUUCACUCCUCAAUCUCUCUUUCUACUCUUUAACUUUUCCCUUCUCUCAAUCACCUCUUAAGAAAGACAUUUUGUCAGGAAUCUUUGUGUCUAACGAGUCUGCAGUCCAACUCAAAGCUGAGACUGCCAGAAGAGAGUAUCAUGUAUAUUUGCAGCACUGCACAAUGGGGAAACUUGUAAAAGUAUUUUUUUCUUCUCGUUUUUGUAUUGUGGAUUUUAGUUUUUUUUAGAGUUAAAAAAUGACUAGUAUGAAAUACUUUGAGGAGAGCUUGUUGCAAUCAUAAAGGACAUUGCCUGUUUCACAGUAAUGAAUUGCGCACAGAGAAAAUGCUUUUAUUGUAAGGAGAAUUGGCUGCCCCUAGAAGGGGGGAGUCUGGCUGAAGGCGGCGACUCCAAAACCCGUGGUGCUGAAAGUUCAGCUGUUGUUUUUUUUCUUGUUCUGAGACCGAUAUCUCUCACACACCCCCUCUGACUGCACAACACCUGAAGAGAAGAAACACUUGCUCCAGAGAUGCGCUGGAUAUGUCACUGAGUUGGGGGAUAUCUUAGGGACGGUGUCCAUAUUCGGACGUCUUUGGACAGUAGCAUGGCGAAAUGUGUAUAGUAUCACAGAUGGGAGAAUUGGUCUGUUCUUCUCUCCUUCUCCUGUCUGCUCUAUCCCCCCUUUGACCACCAGGGGGCAAUGCUCCCUCACUGAUCUAUCUGCAUGGCAGGGGUCUCAAGCAACCACAGCCGUUUGGUUAUCAGGGAAUAUCUGGAGCCUUGCAGCUCCAGUAGGGGGCGACAUAGGUGGUGUUUUCUCUGUGAAUUACAUGUAGAUAUUGCACUUUAAAACAAGCAAAGCCGUCCUCUCAUUCUGAAUCAACUAGUGCUUCCUUUGUGUGUGUGUGUGUGGUUGUAUGUACAGUGUGUGUGAGAGAAUGACGAGGGUGUGUGCUGACUUGCAGGCCCGCGCCCAGGUCGGUCUCACCACCUCUAAUCCCUUGAACUUGAACCUCCAACACCGUGAGCACACACCCGUUUCUGUCUGCAGUGCAAUGCAUGUUGGGACAAUAAAUGCAGGCUCCUCCAUGGCACGAACCCCCCCCCCCCCCCCUUCCUGCGCCCACUUUAUAAAAAACGGCAGCUACAGGCUACUGCAAUCUAAGACAUUUGACAUCAUGCAAAAACACCUGCAGGAACGGAGUCUACAAUAAGCUGGAGAGACUUGCAUUAAUAGGGGAGUGUUAAUGAUGAUAACUUGUCUUUCCUUUUUGUGUUGGCAGCAGGUACUUGUAUAUGCAAUCUCAAUGUAAUGUGUGUUGGACUCUGGAGGACCUCCAUGGGGGUUGCCAUAAUGUUAGUGGAACAUUUGAGCUCGUUGGUCUGAAUGACAGCUAAAGGACCGAGCCAGAGGACAUUGAGGAAAUGUUCUGGAACGGGGGAUUCUGUGUGUUCGGUGGAGUCCGACCCUCUGGUACAAGGGCAUUACUCAACCACCAACUCUACCUGAGGAGAGGAGGGGAAGGACUCCAGCUGGGAAACACCCCCCAGGCUGGCUACAGAUGGUUUAGUCUAGCGUACUCUGAACUUCUCCUUCUCCAGGAAAGAGAUCUCCUCUCUGUGUGAAGGACCUGAGGAGCAGACAUUUUAGUAGCAGGACCUAAAUGCUACUCUUGGGCGGGGGGGGGGGGGGGGUUGGACUUGCUGUGUUCUCUUGAAAGAAAGUGACCACACAGGUCCUCAAGACUCUAUUGCCCCCCCUUCCUCACCCCUCCUUAUCACACCCCAAUGCUCUCUCUGACCACCCCCAUCCCGUGUCAUGUCCCCCUCACCCCGCUCGACCAUCAACUUAUAGCAGUUACCCCUACUGCACUGUAUAUACCCCAGUGGGUCUUUUCCCCAUAGAACAGUGAAAGAGUAUUCUCUGCUAGUGCCAUUCUGAUUCUCAUUGUAGUCUUCUUUGUAACGACCACUGCAUUCUCAAUCUUUUCACUGGUUCUUAUUAACUGUACAUACAUAGAUAUUUUUUGAACAUAUGAUGCUCGCUUUUUGGGUCAAGCGUAUACCUGAGUUGAUUAAGAAUGUCUCAUGUCUUUUGGGGGGGGGGGGGUUGUUGAUUUUGUGCAUUUCCCUUUGUCUGUCUGUCUGUCUGUUGGUUUUGAGCGGUGGGUUUGGGUCUGUGUACAACACCUGUGUGGUUGUGUCCUUGGUCCAAUCCCAAAUGGACCCCUAGGCCCUAGGUACUUGUGGAGAGAUGAGAAGGUUUGACAGCUGUAAGUAAUAGCUCCACAUAGCCACCUAACGUCCAGGCUCGGUGGAAGUUUCACCAUAUUGCGCUAAUACCAAUCAAACCGUCUAUGAUCUCCACAAGUGUAUAGCGCAUAGGGUCUAGGGGUUACUUUAAAAUUGGGCCCUCGUUGCCAGGUCCUGAGAGUGUCAACGGGUGUACUCAUUAGUCCAGACCGCUGCAAAAUGUUUGGUCUGUUGCAAAACGUUUUGCAACUGAAACUGUUUACUCUAAACGGAAAAUGUUUUGCAACGAAAACGAGAGUUUCUAUUGGACAAAUUCAGGUAGGUCCCUCCCUGUUUGGUUCCUAGAGUAAACGGUUACCAUUGCAAAAUGUUUUGCAACAGGCAAAAUGAUUUGUAACGGUCUGCGACUAAUGAAUACACCUCAGCACAGCAGGUCACACUGCUCCUACUGUUUGACUGUCCUAACUCUUCCAACACCCACACACACCACCGUUUAAUAAUUCACCAGGCAAUCUGCCUCAUAACUUUACUUUCACUUUUUAAAAAGAAGUAGUAUUCAGAUGCCGUAAAUGUCAUAGCUCUGCAUCAAAAAUACAGAUUGUAUGGAAACCAUGUUGUACAAAAUAAAAGUGCACGUAUCUACACACACCUAGGGCAAAAAUGACCAUAAAACUAAUUUAUAAUCUAGUAGUGUGAUUUAAUUUAAAACUUUUCUUCAAUGUGUGUUAAAAAGCUCAGUUUACUAAACUGUAGUUACAUCACCUCUUUAUAGCACACAUUGUUGAAGAAAAGUUAAUUGUCAAACUAACAGAUUAUAGUGGUUUACUGUAUUUUUUGCACUCAGCAACAAUUUGUUUGCACUAUGAAAAUGUAGGCCACACACACGUUCAAUAACUGUGACUUCUCAACACCGGAGUGGAGCCGUAUGUAAUUCUCUUGAAUGAAUGCGACCUGAUGCACUGUGAGCUCAAUGUGAUGUGGGAGUCAUUUGUCAACCAAUUAAAAAUGAGAAAUAAAACAUAAUGAUAAUAUAUUUAAUUUAAAGUUAGUUACUAUGAAACAUUAUCGAAAACAUCUGUAUAACUUAUAUGAAUGUAUUGUCUCUAUAUUGGACAUAUUCAACGAUGCAUUUUACUGUAAAGCAAUAACGUGAAAAAAUAAAAUGGCAAAAUAAUUCCUGUACAUUUGUCUCAACGGCCUUGAAUACAAGAUUUUUUUUAAAGUCACAUAUUAAAUGUAGCAAUUAAUACAGAUGUUGACAGCUGUGCUUUGACUUGAAUUUCUCAGCUGUAGUGUUUGUCUACAUACACCACAUGACCAAAAGUAUGUGGACACCUGCUCAUCGAACAUCUCAUUCCAAAAUCAUGGGCAUUAAUAUGGAGUUGGUCCCCCCUUUGCUUCUAUAACAGCCUCCACUCUUCUGGGAAUGAUUUCCACUACAUGUUGGAACAUUGCUGCGGGGACUUGCUUCCAUUCAGCCACGAGCAUUAUUGAGGUCAGGCACUGAUGUUGGGCGAUUAGGCCUGGCUCGCAGUCGGCAUUCCAUUUCAUCCCAAAGGUGUUCGAUGGGGUUGAGAUCAGGGCUCUGUGCAGGCCAGUCAAGUUCGUCCACACCGAUCUUGACAAACAAUUUCUGUAUGGACCUCACUUUAUGCACAGGGGCAUUGUCGUGCUGAAACAGGAAAGGGCCUUCCCCAAGCUGUUGCCACAAAGUUGGAAUGUCAUUGUAUGCUGUAGCGUUAAGAUUUCCCUUCGCUGGAACUAAGGGGCCUAGCCCGAACCAUGAAAAACAGCCCCAGACCAUUAUUUCUCCUCCACCAAACUUUCCAGUUGGCACUAUGCAGUGGGGCAGGUAGCGUUCUCCUGGCAUCCGCCAAACCCACAGUGAAAACUGUAAUGCCAAAGCAUGGUUCCAUUUCCAUCACAACUGCCUUUCGAUUUCAAUAUUAACUUUGUUAAUCUACACAUUUCUCCAAGAUGGGUGACCAUCUCGUGGUCCAUUCACGCACAUCACGUCGGGGAUCUGGCCAUCUGGAUCUAGCAGCAUGUUUGGCCCCAUGUAGCCAAUGAUGCGUCUUCCUCUAAUGAGACAGCUUCUUGGCUAGCAUAUUACUGUUAACAAGCUUCUCCCGCUCUCUCUCUCUCUCUCUUCUCUCCCCGCUUCUCUCAAGCGUGAUCUUGUGCUCUGAAGAUCCUCUUCUUCUCAAUGGCCCCUAACAAGCGUUCCGUUUGGACUGCUUUAUCUCAUGAAUAUCUCACUCUCUGCUCUCUCUCUCCUGUUUCUCUCCCAUCCAAAUCCUGAGAGAAUGGCAUAGACAGUUUAGAAGUUUGGCCUAUAUACAGCUAGUAGUCCAACUGCUCUUCUGGAGAUCUGGAGAAAAAUGUUUUUCCAGUCAUCUCUGUGGUAGUAUUUUGGGGACAUUUUGUUUGUGUUUGUUCUCUGUUCUUUUUUUACAUGGUCCUGCUGUUUUUGCAAAUCGCUCUGCUCAAAGUGAUGGAUGGUGAGCAUUCCGGGCUGCUGUUGCCUAUUGUCGUUUCUCUGACGCACUCAAAGUACACCAUGUACAAAAAGUUAAUGUCAAUGUUACCUAAUUCCUUGGUUUUACCUUGUGAUGAUGACACCAAAAUAAAGGGAAUGUGUAACAUAACCUCCAGGUAUCUGUUUAACAAAAUGAAAUCUAUAUAAAUAUAUGUAUAAUUUGUACUUUCUCACAGCACAUGGUUUGAAUCUUUCCUCAAUCCUGAUUUUUCUUUUUUAAAGGACACCUUGUGUUAGAUAUAUUUAUGGUUUUAUAUAAGUCUGAAGCGCAAUAUGGAUUCGUCAGGAACAGAUUGUAAAUGUCAGCCCAAAAAAUGAUUUUACAGAACAGACUUUGAACUAUCUAUUAUUUUCGGACAUUCAAAUAGUGUUCCUCCAAUAUCUGUUCCUCCAAUAUCGUACUGAGUAUUCUGAAAAGUACUCUUUCUGGCUACCUUCAAGGUCCCGGCAGGUAGCCUAGCAAUUGAGUGUUGGGCCAGUAACUGAAAGGUCACUGGUUCGAAUCCCUGAACUGACUAGGUGAAACAUUUCGAUAUGCCCUUGAGCAAGGCACUUAACCCUAAUUGCUCCUUUAAUUCGCUCUGGAUAAGAGUGUCUGCUAAAUGAAUAAAAUGGAAAUGUCCCUCGAAUACCCCCAAAAAAUCCUAAGUGUCUCUGGGUCUGAAUUUUCCUGACGACUCCUACUGAAUUUAAUUCCCCUGCUCUAUCUAUUGGUACAUACAUUGUCAGACUGCCACGCUAGAAGUCCUUUCUGACGAUCCAUUCGGUUAGACUGCCAUCCUAGAUGUCCUUUCUGCUGAUGCCAAAGUGAGGGGCGUUGUACAAAACAAGUCAUUAGCGAUUGGAUUGUCUCUAACCAAUCAGAGUAUCAAAGCCAAUUACUAUUUCCGAAACGCCGCUUUACCCACGUGUGUUCUGGCUCUGGUCAAACCCAUCGGUUUCUGAGACCAAUCAGAAUGGCUUGAAUGUGUUCGCGUUCGAGAAGCAGUCGGGAGGUGAUCAUAUUCAGGUCGUGUUCCCCUGCUCAGACGUUUCUGACGCAUGACAGAUCUUACAACACCUGAAUAUGUAUUUUACAUAUCAGCUAACAACAUACAGUAUGUUACAGCAAUCUGGUGCCCGACUGCACAGUUGAUGACGUGGCAGCAACCAUUGGUUGUAGCAAUGCAACGUCUGAGCAACGAUUGAUUGAUGCAAUGCAAUGUCAGGGGAACGCGACACCCAGACUCAUCGUGAAGAAGAAACGUUAGUGGGGGCGUGGCGUUUGGUAGGAGUGAUGUGUCUGGUUAGCCAGCCAGGUCUGAAUACUGUUCCAUUUAAUGUGUCUUCUAAAACUGUCUGGGAACCUUGCAAUUAGAUUACAUUUACAUUUACAUCAUUUAGCAGACGCUCUUAUCCAGAGCGACUUACAAAUUGGUGCAUUCAGCAAAAAAGUUUAGGUCAGCCAUUGUGUCAUCCAUUUUGUAAAGCAGAUUUAUUAAAGAGAUUUCCAGAGACACACACCUCCAUAUUAUUUCUUAUUUGUGUUUAUGACAUUCCAAUUUUAGCAUUUAGAUCCCACAUGCAGGGAGAAAUGGCCAUAUCACUGAAUGAAUAGACUUUCAGAGACUGCAGUGUGACUCUCCAGGGUCGUUUAUAUUAGGGCAUGGAACAGAAAAUGUUUUAUAACGUUUUGCAACAAAAAACAUGUUCCAUGGUUUCUUGAGAUGUGCCCAGGCUCUGGGCUCCACCCCAGUCACUCCCUAGCGGUUUUGACUAGAUAGAAUACAAUUUAUGUCUAAAUUGACUUUUUGUAACAGGUUAGGAGAACUUAAGCAGCAGGUUAGGAUAAUUAGGUUAAGGUUAGGGAAAGGGUUAGGGUUAGCUAAAAUGCAAACAUUUAAAACUUUUGAUGUCAAUUUGACAUAAACUGGCAUACUUAUAGUGUCAUUGUCUCGAUGGACUAUUUACUUCCUGGAUUAUUACACAGACUACACUAGUAAAUCACUCUGUCCUUUAAAGGGUGGAGACAUUAUUGCUCAACUAAAACGGAGACUUGAUUUUGCAUUUCCAUUUGUGUUUCAGAGAGUGUGCCUUUUGAGUUGAGUUUGGAAGAUUUUGAUUUGAUUCUGUAUGCCAUCUGAUUCAUUUGUGAUAAUAUAUAAAUAUUUUUUUUUACAUGACAUUCGUUCCCUCCCAUGUUUUUCUAAUGGGUUUAGUGCUGACUGACCAUUAUAAACAAAUCAGCGUUUCUUGUUGACUAGUCCUGGUUGGGUCAGGAAGACUUUACAAUGAGCUGUAGAGGUGAGGAUUGAUGAGUCUCGCUGCUACAGGACCACAGCACUCCACUAAGACAGUGGGUACAAGAAGAAACAAAGGAACCCAUCUUAAACCGUGAACACCAACGGUUAGACGGGAUGUCCGGGCAGGAUGCUGGUAGUACGCUUCGUGUUUAGUUCGGUUUAACAGGGCCAGACACAUCAGUCAUGAGUCAUGACCAAGCACACCGGCGCAUUUGUUGCUGAAAUAUAGAUGAAUGAAUUGUGUGCUCAGAGCUUUGUGUCUUUGAAACGGCAAGGCAAAGCAAAAACUGAGUUUGGGAGAGAGAGGGGCCUAAAUGGAUGGCGUAGGUCUCAAUUAAGCAAUAAGGCCAGAGGAGGUGUGGUAUAUGGCCAAUAUACCACGGCUAAGGGCUGUUCUUAGGCACGACGCAAUGCGCCCUUAUCCGUGGAAUAUAAGCCAUAUAUCACAAACCCCAGAGGUGCCUUAUUGCUAUUAUAAACUGGUUACCAACGGAAUUAGAGCAGUAAAAAUAAAUGUUUUGUCAUACCCCUGAUAUACCACGGCUGUCAGUCAAUCAGCAUUCAGGGCUCGAACCACCCAGUUUAUAAUGGAUAUUUUGGCACUGUCAUGAUAUGAUCCAUAAUUUAGACAAAGUGUUUGACUGCUUUAGAGAUAGACCUAUAUACACUGUUUUAUUAGUUUCAUUUUUUUAUUGAGAGACCUGUUGCUGGGUUGUGUCUAGCGCUUGAGAAUCCAAUGGGCCAUCCCCAGUCAUUCUCAUUCCAACUACUGACCACAGUGCAGCCAAUGUGUUGGCCUACAACAGUCCCAAUGCUCUGUCUAACUGUUAAUAAUCCUUGCGUGAAAAUACGAUUUUAGAAACCACCGAAACUCUGCUUUCAUAUCACCCCAAAAUAGUUUAAAAAUACAAAAGAUACACCUACUGUGCAGCGUUUUAACACAGAUUCCCACUGAGGUGUUUAGUGUUGCACAUUUACCUGAACAAGGCUACAGCACUUCCUGAGCUAAUGGAAACUCGGGAGGGAACCCCCACCCACCCACCCCCCCCCCCAUUGAAAAAAAUAACUGCUGAAAGCUGUUAGACAAAAAACCUCUGUAGAAAUCUGUGGUAAAACGGGGCACAGUAAGUGUAUAUUUUGUAUUUGUAAAAGGAUAAUAAUUAAGUUGUGUUCAAGCCCUAUGGGCCCUGGUCAUAGUAGUGUACGAUAAAGGAAUAGGGUGCCAUUUGGGACAGAGCUCCAGUACCUGUAUGUCCAUAUAGAUGGGACUCCUGCUCACAUUGGGAAGUGGUAUUGUGCUCAGGGCAGCUAGAGUGGCUAGCUAAGUGAUUAGAGGGUUUGGGGGCGUAGUAGAGCAGACAAUUACCUCAACUAACAUUGACUCUGUGCCGGUACCCCCUGUAUAUAGCCUCCCUACUGUUAUUUUACUAUUGUUAUUUUACUGCUGCUCUUUAAUAAUUUGUUACUUUUUUUUGGAGGGGGGGGGGGGUAUUCUUUCUUAAAACUGUAUUGUUGGUUAAGGGCUUGUAAGUAAGCAUUUCACUGUAAGGUCUACACCUGUUGUAAUCGGUGCAUGUGACAAAUACAAUUUGAUUUGAUUUGACAGAGCAGCCACGUGGAGAUCAGAGAAAGCGUUGAGUUAGCAGUCCCUUAGGUUGGUCAACACCCACACUUGCUCACUCUCCUGAGGCUUCUCCCUCGCCUCUAUGCACGCCGUCCUGAAUUAAUGUUGUCGAAAAUUGAAUAUUUCACAAAAGUUAGAGAUGCAAAAUAAAUCACAGGUUGGUGGAGAGAGGAAAGCGUUUUCACGACCCCCAUUGCGUAUGGAGGGAGCACAAUGAACUUCCUGAUGAUGAUGAUGAUGAUGAAGCUCUGGUUGAUUUAUGAAUGUGUCUGGCGCUGCGAAGGGGUCUUGCUAAGGUGAGCUCAUGCUGAGGCGGCUACAGGUCAUUUAUUCCUAUCCCCAAGUUGUCCAUUUACUUUCUCUCUCCUUUAUCCAAGAUUUAUUCAAACAAAAGUGUUCAUCUAACACUGUGUGGUGUCUUUUUGGGACAGCUGGGUCGUGAGAUAGAGACCCACUGAGAGCAAGGCUUAGAUGUAACAAAUCCAUAUUUGUGCGAUCUAGUAAGGCCAGUGAUCUUCACAAUGGUAGUCUGGCAUGUUUCCUCUCUAAUCCUAAAGCAAAAGUCUACAUUUGAAAGGGCACUGCUAAAAAGAGAAUUGGCAUUCUUGCAUUUGCUGUAAUCAGGUGCUCUCCCUCUUCUCAUCUGUCUCUCUCUCUCUCUCUUCCCCCCCCUCUCUCUCUCUCUCUCUCUCUCUCUCUCUCUCUCUCUCUCCUCUCUCAUCUGUCUCUCUCCCUCUUCUCAUCUUCUCUCUCUCUCUCAUCUUUCCUAUCUAUCCAUCUCUCUCUUCCUCUCUCAUUGGUAUCUCGUACUAUUAUCUAUUUCGCUCUAUCCUCUCUAUUUGUCUCGUCCGGAUCUAGAGCUGAAGCUGUGAGAAGUGAGCUAAGCGCGAAGAGAAAGAUAGAGAGACGAAGAAAAGCGAGCGAGGGCGAGAUAGGAGAGUGCGAUCCUAUCGUCUCUCUCUAUCUAUAUCUCCUCUAUCUAUCUCUCUUUCUCUCUCUCUCUCUCUCUCUCUCUCUCUCUCUCUCUCUCUGUCUCUGUGUUUUAUUAUGGUAGGUUAAAGGGUACUGUCACUUUCAGGCCAGUCAGUUGUUGUUGAUGGGGUCAAAGGCCACUGAUGAUUCUCCAGUGUGUCUCAGAGUGCUGGUACCUGUGGUUGAUCUUUGCAUGUGUCAUUCUGGGUACACAAUAGUACAUUGUUCACGUGGCUGAACUUUUCUUCUCUGUCCAUAAUGCCAGGGUUGGCCAAUGA